GUGUGUGGAAAAAACUUACGUGACUACUCAGCCCUUCUUAAUCAUCAGAGAAUCCACACAGGGGAAAGGCCCUAUCAAUGCCGUGAGUGUGGGAAAAGCUUCACUCACAGAUAUUCCCUUUCUGUUCAUCAGAGAAUCCACACAGGGAACAGGCCCUAUGAAUGCCGUGAGUGUGGGAAAACCUUCAAUUGCAGAUCAGACCUUUCUAAACAUCAGAGAAUCCACACAGAGGACAGGCCCUAUGAAUGCCGUGAGUGUGGGAAAAACUUCACUAGCAGCUCAGACCUUUCUAAACAUCAGAGAAUCCACACAGGGGAAAGGCCCUAUGAAUGCCGUGAGUGUGGGAAAAGCUUCACUCAAAGAUCAGGCCUUUCUAGACAUCAGAGGAUCCACACUGGGGACAGGCCCUACGAAUGCCGUGAGUGUGGGAAAACCUUCACUCAAAUAUCAACCCUUUCUGUUCAUCAGAGAAUCCACACAGGGGAGAGGCCCUAUGAAUGCUGUGAGUGUGGGAAAACCUUCAAUCGCAGAUCAGCCCUUUUUACCCAUCAGAGAAUCCACACGGGGGAAAGGCCCUAUGAAUGCCGUGAGUGUAGGAAAAACUUCACUCACAGAUCAGCCCUUUCUGUUCAUCAGAGAAUCCACACAGGGGACAGGCCCUAUGAAUGCCGUGAGUGUGGGAAAACCUUCACUCGCAGAUCAGGCAUUUCUAAACAUCAGAGAAUCCACACCAGGGGAGAGGCCCUAUGAAUGCAGAGAAUGUGGGAAAACCGUCUCUUUGCACUCAGCCCAUAUUAGCUAUCAGAGAAUCUGCAAGGGCAGUGAACACGAUAAAAACCUCUAGGGCUAUCAGUUUUUUUUCUUUAAUACUUUUCCUGAUUCCCACAUAGUAACUUUUUAAAUCUGUUUGAACUGUUUGCAGCAC
Mauremys reevesii (Reeves's turtle) is the source of this 925-nucleotide messenger RNA. RefSeq names its product zinc finger protein 551-like. Gene Ontology annotation, biological process: regulation of transcription by RNA polymerase II. The annotation marks the transcript as partial. The record is from RefSeq and is a predicted model, not a curated record. The transcript has 2 exons. Gene Ontology annotation, molecular function: RNA polymerase II cis-regulatory region sequence-specific DNA binding; DNA-binding transcription factor activity, RNA polymerase II-specific. NCBI's taxonomy places the organism in Eukaryota, Metazoa, Chordata, Testudines, Geoemydidae.